This is a messenger RNA of Linum tenue, 2789 nucleotides long. NCBI's taxonomy places the organism in Eukaryota, Viridiplantae, Streptophyta, Magnoliopsida, Malpighiales, Linaceae. The record is from the annotation of a GenBank genome assembly.
GGGGAGGUUGGUUGAAUGACUUCAGUUUCACCGAUCGCAUCAAAGCUUCACUGUGAAGACACAUUAACCAACCUGAAAGGAACAGGGAAAAGAAAGAAAAACCGAACAAAUUUCUUUUCAGAACUAAGGCCGCCAUUUAAAUCUUGCAAUAGGUCCUGCGUCGUCUCUUAGAUCUGCCCACCAGAUACCCUUUCGGCACCUGAAUCUCUUAUUCCCGGCUAAAACCUCGAGCAAUUUGAAAUUGAAACCAGGGAAUCGCGACACUGAACGAAGCUCAGAGAUCCGGUGAUUCAGCAAUGGAGUCCGCUCAGCAAGGAGGUCUCGAGCGGGACAAGCCAGGCCCUACCUCUUCUCCUGUAUCCGUCGUCUCCAAUUUCUGGAAAGAAUUUGAUUUGGAAAAGGAGAAAAGUGUACUUGACGAACAAGGUCUUAGAAUAGCUGAGAAUCAGGAGAACAGCCAGAAGAAUCGACGGAAACUUGCAGAGAGCACUAGAGAUUUUAAAAAAGCUUCAUCGGAGGACAAGCUAGGUUUAUUCAACUCUUUACUUAAGGGAUACCAAGAAGAAGUUGAUAAUCUUACCAAGAGAGCAAAAUUUGGAGAAAAUUCUUUUCUUAAUAUAUAUCAGAAGCUGUAUGAGGCUCCAGAUCCAUAUCCAGCCCUUGCAUCAAUUUCUGAACUAGAUCUGAAACUGUCCGAACUAGAAUCAGAAAACCGGAAAAUGAGGCUUGAGCUAGAAGAAUUCAGGACAGAAGCAACUCACUUAAAGAAUCAACAGGCAACAAUAAGAAGACUAGAGGAGCGCAAUCGUCAAUUAGAGCUGCAGAUGGAAGAAAAAGUGAAGGAGAUUGUUGAAAUGAAGCAACGUAGUUUGGCUGAAGAAAACCAAAAGACCUUAGAAGUGUUGAAAGAUAGGGAGCAAUCCUUGCAAGAUCAACUACGACAAGCUAAAGAAAGUGUUUCAAAUAUGCAGAAAUUGCACGAACUCGCACAGAGUCAAUUAUUUAUAGUUCAAGCUCAAUCAGAUGAAGAAAGGGCUGCAAAGCAAUCAGAGCUCAAUCUUUUGAUGGAUGAAGUUGAGAGGGCUCAAACACGGCUUCUUAGUCUUGAGAGAGAAAAGGGUGUCCUGUGGUCUCAAUUACAGUCUGCAAAUGAAGACACUGGAAGCAAGAGAAGUGACAAUGUGGAUUCUAGUAGUAUGCUGGAGAAUUCUCUAAGUGCCAAAGAGAAGAUUAUUUCUGAAAUGAACAUGGAACUUCACAACAUUGAGACAACCUUGGCAAAUGAACGGGAACAGCACAUAAAUGAGAUUAAAAGGUUGAAUGCACUGAUCAUCGAGAAGGAUGUUGCUAUUCAGGACGCGAAGAAAGAACUUCAAGCUAGACCUACGCCAAAAUUAGUGGAUGACUUGCGUAAAAAAGUGAAAAUUUUGCAGGCGGUGGGCUAUAACUCAAUAGAGGCAGAAGAUUGGGAGGCUGCAACUAGUGGUGAGGAAAUGAGCAAGAUGGAGUCCCUUCUUCUAGAUAAAAAUCGGAGAAUGGAACAUCAAGUGACACAGUUGAAGGUCCAACUUUCUGAGAAAUCAUCCUUGCUGGACACAGCUGACAGCAAGAUUAUAGAGCUUACUUCCAAGGUUAAUGAGCAACAGAAGUUGAUUCAGAAAUUGGAAGAUGAUAUUUUGAAGAUCGAAAGGCCAGUUUAUUUGAGGAUUGGGACCUCUCAGAGGCAAGUGGAGCAGAGUCAUCUGAGGAUUGAGGCAUCUCUUUUCAAUACAAAAUUUAAAAGGGGAUUGGGGGGAAGGAGAAGGAAAGUAGGCUGUUGUCCAAUUUAUUGCUUGUAUAUUGUUCUUGACUGGACUCCUUCGGUGCAGCAUCUGGACCAAAAACAUGUCUCCUCGGAUCAAGAUCAGAGUUCAAUGCUUAAGGUGAUCUGCAACCAACGAGAUAGAUUUAGGGCACGUCUACAUGAGGCAGAAGAGGAGAUAAGGCAACUGAAGGAGAGAAUUGGAGCUCUGACUCAGGAGUUGGAAAAAUCUAAAGCAGACAAUGUCAAGUUGUAUGGGAAGAUGCGUUAUGUCCAAGAUUACAAUCUUGAGAAAGUAGUUUCAAGAGGAUCUUCAAAGAAGCAUGCGGAGGAUCUGGAAAGUGGUUUUAGCUCGGAUGUGGAAUCAAAGUACAAGAAGAUAUAUGAAGAUGACAUAAAUCCAUUUGCAGCGUUUUCAAAGAAGGAAAGGGAUCAACGGUACAAGGAGUUGGGAUUCAGGGAUCGAAUAACACUUAGCAGUGGACGUUUCCUUAUGGGCAACAAGUACGCACGUACUUUCGCAUUCUUCUACACGAUCGGGUUACAUGUUCUGGUGUUCAGCUGCCUUUACCGAAUGUCGGCUCUCAGUUACCUUGGCAACGGCGAGGAAUCACUGGCUGUAGAUCAAACUAUAAACCUCCCGCAUGCACUCUGAUCGGGCUACGAGAAGAAGCUGAAGUGUUCAUUAAAUCGCACAGGAGGAGGCUCCCAUGUUUUAAUGGUAAUGUACAUACGAAGAGUGGACAUUUCUUGCAUGUCCAGAACUAGUGCAGUUUUUGGUUGGUAACUCAGCAGGUUGGGCUCGAUCUUUGUAUGAAUGAACAGGACAAUAGUUUUGUAAAUGCAACUGUUACUUUCCGACUCAUAUCUGUCUGACCGUGGAUGUGAAUAAUCUCGUUCCUUUGAAUUUUUUCCCCGAAGAACACGUUAUAAUAUAUUAACUCUUAAAAUACAGUAGUUUAAUAAGAAUAUUCGGGUUAAUUGCAAG